AUGAAUACUGGAGCCCACACGCUCUACGAACAUCUCACUGCGAAAAAGGAUGACGACGACAUUAAAGCAGGCUCCUGCCAGAGGCUAGUAAACCUCACGGAUAAAGGGAUUUCAAAAAACUUCGACGAUCGCUUUAAAGCGUUUGAAAAUAAAGAGCUGAAAGAAAUCAGAGACGCUUGUCAAUCGUUGAGAAGGAAACGCAACAACAAAGAAGGGGCUGCUCGAGCAGCGCAGAGGUAUCUGGCUUCUUCUCGUAUAACUUAA
Messenger RNA from Ostertagia ostertagi, 264 nucleotides. The record is from the annotation of a GenBank genome assembly. Lineage: Eukaryota; Metazoa; Nematoda; Chromadorea; Rhabditida; Trichostrongylidae.